UCCACCGCGCACUGCUUCCAUCUCUCUUUAUCUCCCACGCAUUCACAUGUCGGCGUAGUCGUUUCAGUUGUCACACCGCUGUCCGGGUGCUCCCGUGUGUUCCUGUUCCGUGGUCCUGGCUGUGAGUACCUAUGAUUGCUUAUCUUAAUCCCCUACGUCUUGAUCACGCCCAGACAUCCACUCUUUCACAUCUGAUUCGCAGCCUUCUCUCCUGGCCUUCCAUGCGCCUUUUGUUUCUCGACCAUUUGACAGUCUAUGACCAAACCGGGUCAACUCCCGAUGUUCCUCAGUAACACACAGCCACGCGCUCAUCUGGCUGCCACCCCGUUUUCUUCCGAGGAAACCCAACUGCCUCGCGGAGAAUGUGGAUUCAUCCAGCCCGAAUCCUCGUCGAGCAGUAAUUCACGCCAACGCUGCUCAUGUCGAAGUUUCUACCCUGACUCGAUCGUACGGUCUCGCUGCGGGUGCGGACAUCAAGCAUGGCACCACGAAACCCAGCCUCUCUCCGUGGUCUCGGUCGACCAGUUCCUACAGGUUGUGGAACAGAUGAAGUUGUUGAGGCAUGAGGUCCGUCGACACGAGAGCGUGGCGGAAGAACUGAGGCGAGAACUUCUCAGGGAGAGGGCAGCUAGAGAAGAGCAUUUUCGGACAUACAAGGCACUGGAAGCACGACUGUACGAAAACAUGAGGCUGUUGAAGAUCACCAUGGACGACAGAGUGGAGGCGGUGGUGGACAGAACCUCGUCGUUCAGCGACCAGAUCAAGGCUGUCCAAGAGCGCCUGACGAUGGUGGACGAAGUCACUAUGGAGCUGGAGAACCGAGUCGACAAAGUUCAACACCCCAACGGCUUUACUAAGGAUGACACCCCAGUCGAGCCAACGCCCAAGCCUCGCCUGUCAACGCCAAAAGUCUCACCGGUCCCUCAGGUCCCUCUGCUCAUGCAGCCGCAGCACAUGCUUGGUCAACUGCCAAUACGAACUGACAAGAAGUAUCCGUUGACCUGGAACGUCCGUGUCAUUUUCGUUCCUCGAAAGUCCCAAAGAUUCGCAUUUGACCCAGACAGCAAUGGCUACAGAAGGUGUGCGUCUCGCAAACUCCAGCAGAAUAUUGAAUUUGCCGGUCAGGACAGCGCCUUUUUCGCUUCCAGAAUCGAAAAUGCGUUCAGGAGUCUCUUGCGUGGUAGAGCAUGGAUGCCGCUAGUGGGUCACCGUCCUCCAGAUGAACUGUAUGGUCGCAUGGCACUUACGAUGCUUCCGCCUGAUCUCGUCCAUCGUGAUCUUUGGGACCAUCCUUUCGUUGAAGACCAUUGCAUCGCUCACGACAAGAUGCAAGGGGACGUUCUCUACAUUACCCUUCAGCAUGAAGACGUUACGUGGAACGAGAUUCGGUUCCUGGCUCCCGUCCUCGGAGCCGACGACACUUGUUGGGCUCACGACCCAGAGCUUGACGGCACGGUCAAAUACAAGAGUCUGGACACUGAGAUCAUGGCGCCUUCCAAACUCGACGUACUUGCCGACUCCGCUGCUAUGCUGAGUCCCAUUGAGCGUGCACGUACAUCGUCCAUCCACUCCAGUCUCAUGCGACCAUCGCUCGAACGAACCCAGACCGCUUCUUCUUCCCAAUCGAAUCAUCGUUUCUCGUCUGAGCGAAGCAGUCUUCGAAGCUUUGACACUGAGAUGGCUGAUGACGAGCAUCGUGACAAGAAACCAAAGCUCAGGUCAAAGGACAGCGCGGUGAACGUCAGUGGUAUGGGCCAUGCGCAGCAACCCAUCUACGUGUCGGGUCGUUCAAAGCGAAAGAUGCCCGUGAAGGAGAAGGGCCAAAAGGAACCUCUCCAUUUCAGCGUCACGAACGUUGCCAAAUGGAGGCCAAAUCUGCUGCAUCCUCAUUCAUCAAAAGGCAAAGAUGUUGCUCAUGGUCUGUAAUGUUUUCUAGAUUUCCAACGUUUUUGUUAUUUUCAAGGCGUUUAAGAGCAGAGCCUCGUUCAAGCGAAGGAUACCCAUCGGCGUUGUACUGUACAACUGCAUCCGCGGCACAAUCACCGCCACACAGCCUCAUUUUGUUUAUAGACUGGGUCUCUGACCUUGAGCGACGGCACGUUGUAUCAACAUGCAAUACAACAUACAUCAUCUCGGUAUUACACCGCUUCUCCAUAUGCCACAAAAUGCCGAACCGCUCUCAAGA
This is a messenger RNA of Didymella exigua CBS 183.55, 2185 nucleotides long. RefSeq lists its product as uncharacterized. The record is from RefSeq and is a predicted model, not a curated record. Lineage: Eukaryota; Fungi; Ascomycota; Dothideomycetes; Pleosporales; Didymellaceae. The transcript has 3 exons. Bases 256 to 1926 code for a protein of 556 amino acids.